Messenger RNA from Lucilia sericata (common green bottle fly), 552 nucleotides. Its product is annotated as synaptotagmin 1. Gene Ontology annotation, molecular function: syntaxin binding; calcium-dependent phospholipid binding; clathrin binding. The record is from RefSeq and is a predicted model, not a curated record. The annotation marks the transcript as partial. Gene Ontology annotation, biological process: regulation of calcium ion-dependent exocytosis; synaptic vesicle endocytosis; calcium ion-regulated exocytosis of neurotransmitter. The transcript is spliced from 3 exons. NCBI's taxonomy places the organism in Eukaryota, Metazoa, Arthropoda, Insecta, Diptera, Calliphoridae. Gene Ontology annotation, cellular component: synaptic vesicle membrane; axon; dense core granule.
GAAAAGCUUGGCGAUAUUUGUUUCUCAUUACGUUAUGUACCGACCGCUGGCAAAUUAACCGUUGUCAUAUUGGAAGCUAAAAACUUGAAAAAGAUGGACGUUGGUGGAUUGUCUGAUCCAUAUGUGAAAAUUGCCAUUAUGCAAAAUGGAAAACGUUUGAAAAAGAAGAAGACAAGUAUCAAAAAAUGCACCCUCAACCCCUAUUAUAAUGAGUCGUUCUCAUUUGAAGUACCAUUUGAACAAAUACAAAAAAUCUGUUUGGUUAUCACUGUCGUGGAUUAUGAUCGUAUCGGUACUUCUGAGCCCAUAGGACGUUGUAUACUUGGCUGUAUGGCUACCGGCACUGAAUUGCGACAUUGGUCCGAUAUGUUGGCCUCACCACGACGACCUAUUGCACAGUGGCAUACUCUGAAAGAUCCCGAGGAAACCGAUGAAAUUCUUAAAAAUAUGAAGUAAGAAGUUUUAAAUAAACUAAACUAACAACAACAACAAGAACAACAACAGCAAAAACAAACCACACAAAUAUUCAUGGGAAAUGCAAAAAAAAAAAAA